AUGUCUUCUCUGACCACGGACCUUCUGAUCGUAGGCGGUGGCCCGGCCGGGCUUACCUGCGCUCUCGUCUUCGCUCGCCUGGCCAGGCCGGCAAUACUUUAUGAUUCCGGUCUCUAUCGAAAUGCACAGAGCAAAGAGGCGCACACCAUUCCUGGGUAUGACGGCAAGAGUCCAGCAGACUGGAGGAGAGACGUCGUCGCCGAGAUCCAGGCCUCCUAUCCAUGGGUCACAAUCCGGCGUGGACAGAUCGACAAGAUUCACAAAUCAGAAUCGGGCAUCUUCGAGGCUUCGGCUGCCGACGGUGCAUCUUUGAGAGCUCGCAAGGUUGUACUCGCUACGGGUAUACAAGACAAUUUGCCGGACGUUCCCGGUGUUGCUAAGAUAUGGGGAACCAAAGCGCUCCAUUGCAUCUUCUGUCACGGCACCGAGACUCGCUUUUCGCCCUUAGCGUUCCUCCUUGACGCAAAGAAACCUCGAUUCAAUUCAAUGGUAGUGGCCUCUUCACUGAGCCUGUGGCCAUCUCUGCGCCAUCCUGCAACUUACUACCUCACAGACGGUCUAGACAUUGCAGAUGAAGGUCAACUCGUCAAGUCGGGCUUGCAGUCCGAACUCAGGGUCAUCAAAGCAAAUGGCUCCAUCAUCAUCACAGAGAAGAUCUCGCGCAUCGAGGACACAUCGGAUGGGCUGCUGGUACACUUUGAAAACCACAGAGAGCCCUUGGCCGUUGGUCACGUGGCCGUCAUGCCCAAUUCUUGGUCUCCCAAUCCUCACAGUCGGGCGUUUCUCGAUGAAGCCCUCCUGAGCAGACCUUUGUCUCCCGAUGGAAGCAUUGUACCUGCCGAGUCUAAAGACCUCGAGGGUCGAGGCACCUUGCCGCCUCUGAUGGGCGACGAGCCUCGUACAGCCACCAGAGGCCUCUUCUGGGCCGGCAAUUCUGGAAGUUUCAUGGGCAAUGUCAUCAAUGCCAUAUCACAAGGUCAGAUGUCCGCUGUCAUGGCUGGCAAGGAACUAGGUGAUGAAGACUUGGCGCAAGCGAGACAAUGA
Microstroma glucosiphilum is the source of this 1044-nucleotide messenger RNA. RefSeq names its product FAD/NAD(P)-binding domain-containing protein. Bases 1 to 1044 code for a protein of 347 amino acids. The record is from RefSeq and is a predicted model, not a curated record. The transcript has 2 exons. Gene Ontology annotation, molecular function: oxidoreductase activity. Lineage: Eukaryota; Fungi; Basidiomycota; Exobasidiomycetes; Microstromatales; Microstromataceae.